This is a messenger RNA of Megalobrama amblycephala (Wuchang bream), 4724 nucleotides long. RefSeq names its product ephrin type-A receptor 10-like. The transcript is spliced from 18 exons. NCBI's taxonomy places the organism in Eukaryota, Metazoa, Chordata, Actinopteri, Cypriniformes, Xenocyprididae. Gene Ontology annotation, cellular component: neuron projection; plasma membrane. Gene Ontology annotation, molecular function: transmembrane-ephrin receptor activity; ATP binding; protein binding. The record is from RefSeq and is a predicted model, not a curated record. Gene Ontology annotation, biological process: axon guidance; protein phosphorylation; cell surface receptor protein tyrosine kinase signaling pathway. Bases 143 to 3352 code for a protein of 1069 amino acids.
CCCGCCCACCCGUGGCGCCAAAUAAGGCACAUAGUAUCGCUGUGUGUGUCAGUAGCCCGGACGGCUCGCUCUCAUCCCGCACUGGAGUCAAGCGUGCUCGGCUGCGACAUGACCAGAGCCCCGCAGACCUGGCCAUUCAAAUAUGGAGCUUUUUAAAGCGAUCAUUUCGGUGCUUUGGAUAUUAUUGCUCAACAGAAACGAGGACUCCCGUGCAGAGGAAGUUGUCUUGCUGAAUUCUAAGGAGUCCCAGGCAGAGCUGGGUUGGACCUCAUAUCCUUCUAAUGGGUGGGAGGAAAUCAGCGGUGUGGAUGAGAAAUACAAGCCCAUUCGCACAUAUCAAGUAUGCAACGUGAUGGAGCCCAGUCAGAACAACUGGCUCCAGACGGGUUGGAUAUGGCGGCAGGGUGGCCAGCGCAUCUUCAUCGAGCUGCAGUUCACCCUGCGAGACUGCAACAGCAUCCCAGGCGUGUCCGGCAGCUGUAAGGAGACCUUCAAUCUCCUCUACGCCGAGUCCGACUGGGACCUGGGCCGCGUCACCCGUGAAGACCGCUACAGCAAAAUCGACACCAUCGCUGCGGAUGAAAGCUUCACGCAGGGCGAUUUGGGAGAGCGUAAGAUGAAACUCAACACCGAAGUCCGUGAGAUAGGACACCUCAACCGUAAAGGAUUCCAUCUGGCCUUCCAGGACGUGGGCGCGUGCGUCGCGCUGGUUUCCGUGAGAGUGUACUACAAACGAUGCCUGUCCACGGUGCAGAAUUUAGCAGUGUUCCCGGAUACGGUAGCCGAAGCUGCGUUCUCUACUCUGGUGGAGGUGAGAGGGUCCUGCGUGAAUAACUCUGAGGUGGACACGGACAGUCCUCCCAGAAUGCAUUGCAGCGCUGAAGGGGAAUGGCUGGUGCCGAUCGGGAAAUGCAGCUGCAGCGCUGGAUAUGAGGAGGGACACAGCAGCUGUGAAGCCUGUCCUCCGGGCACCUACAAGAUGUCGUCACGGCAGCAAGAGUGUUUCCCGUGUCCGGCUAACAGCAAGGCUGAAGAAGAAGGCUCUGUGCUGUGUGUGUGUGAGGACGACCACUUCAGAACCCCGCUGGACCCUCCGUCCGCACCCUGCACUCGCCCCCCCUCUCCUCCUCGUGAUCUGGUCUACACCCUCAAACAGUCCACGCUCAUUCUGGACUGGGCCGCGCCAAACGACUCCGGCGGCCGCGGGGAUCUGACCUAUAGCGUAGGCUGUCGGCGGUGCGUGGGGCCCCCUCGGGCCCCGCAGGUGCAGUGUGAACCCUGUGGAGCCAGCGUAGGCUUCGUACCGCAGCAGAGCGGCCUGACGGAGCGCACGGUCACCGUGGUCAACCUGCUGCCCAACUCCAACUACUCCUUCAGCGUGGAGGCGCGGAACGGCGUCUCAGAGUUACUCCCCAAUAAAAGGUUCUACACGCAGGUCAACGUCUCCACCAGCCUUCCAGCGCCGUCUCAGGUGAACGAGCUGCGAGCGGAGAAGGUUGAGCAGCGCAGCGUGACUCUGGUUUGGAGGGAACCCGCCGUCUUUCCCAACAGCAGCCGCACUGAAUACGAGAUCAAAUACUAUGAAAAGGACCAGAAAGAUCAGAGCUAUUCCACGGUGAAGACGGCCGCCACCAGAAUCAGCGUCAACAACCUGAAACCAGGAACCACCUACGUCUUCCUCAUCCGCACCUGCUCCAGCCCAGCGCUUUCUUCUCUUUCCUCCUCUCCUCUUUCCUCUUCCUCCUCUUCCUCUUUGUCUCCGUCUUCCCCGUCUGCUUCCUCUUCCUCCUCCAGCCCUGUGGCGGCCGCGUCUCCUCCUCCGCUCGACUACGGGGCGUUCAGUGCUCCGCUGGAGCUGCAGACGCUGGGAGAACUGGCUCUGGCCUCCAGUGAACAGAGUCCAGUGGUGAUCAUCGUGGUGGUUUCUCUGGCCGCUCUCAUCAUGUUACUCACUCUUGGAGUUGGAUUGCUCAUCUGGAGAAGUGGCUUCUCCAGACCCUCCAAUGUAGCUCCUACUCGCGUGGUGCUGCUCUCUACCUCCUUCUCUACUCUUCCUCCUCCUCCUCUUCCUCCCUCCACGCAGCUGUCUCCCAGACAGUGCGGUUACAGUAAAGCCAGUCAGGAGGGAGACGAGGAGCUGUACUUCCAGUUUAAAAUCCCAACCAGAAGGACUUACAUUGACCCAGAGACGUGUGAGGAUCUGCUCCAGGCGGUUCAUGCCUUUGCCAAAGAGCUGGACAUCUCCAGCAUCAAGAUCGAGAGAAUCGUCCAUACAGGAGACUUCGGCGAGGUGUGCCGCGGCUGCCUGAAGCUGCCCAGCAAACGCGAGCUUCCCGUGGCCAUAAAGACCCUUCGCUCGGGCUGCUCGGAGAAACAGAGGCGCUCCUUCCUCAGCGAGGCGGGAAUUCUGGGACAGUUCGAUCACGCCAACAUUGUGCGUCUGGAGGGAGUCAUCACCAGAGGCAACACUAUGAUGAUCGUGGUGGAGAGCAUGACCAACGGAGCCCUGGACUCUUUCCUGCGGAAACAUGAAGGUCAGCUGACGGUUCUUCAGCUGGUGGAUCUGCUGAGUGGAGUGGCGUCUGGGAUGAAGUAUCUGACAGAGAUGGGUUUUAUCCAUCGCCGACUGGCCGCUCACAAAGUCCUGGUGAACAGCAGCCUGGUUUGCAAAGUGUCAGGCUUCAGGCCGCUUCAGGACGACAAGAUCGAGGCGGUCUACAGCACACUACACGCAGGGAAGAGUUUGGUGCUGUGGACGGCUCCUGAGGCCAUUCAGUACCAUCGUUACAGCUCCGCUUCGGAUGUGUGGAGCUUCGGGAUCGUCAUGUGGGAAGUCAUGUCCUUCGGAGAGAGACCGUACUGGGACAUGGGCAACCAAGACGUGAUUAAAGCGAUCGAGGACGGCUUCCGGCUGCCGGCGCCCGUCAACUGCCCCGCGUCUCUGCACCAGCUCAUGUUGGACUGCUGGCAGAAGGAGCGGACGGAGAGACCGAGCUUCACACACAUCCACAGCGCUCUCAGCAAGAGCAUCAGGAGCCCCGACAACAUCGGCUCCUCCAGCCUGGGCCGCAGGACGCUGGGCUCGUCUGUAUCUCUAGCAGAGCGAACGCUUCCCUCCUUCCCGUCGUUCAGUUCGGUCGGAGAGUGGCUGGAGGCUGUAGACAUGGGCCGCUACAAAGACAACUUCACCGCUGCUGGAUACUGUUACCUGGAGUCAGUGGCUCGCAUGACCGUUCAGGAUGUGUUGAGUCUCGGCAUCACCUCUCUGGAGCACCAGAAACAGAUCCUGUCCGCCAUACAGACUCUCAGAGCGCAGGUUAUCCAGAUGCACGGCCGCGGAGUUCAGGUCUGACAUACGGACGUCUGUUCUCAGAAUUACCCAGUAGGCCAUUCAGCAGACAGGAGGUGAUGAUAACCAAUUCACUGCAAAUGGCAGUUCUCUUCCUAAUCUUCCUCUUUUCGUUCCUUAAUCUUCUCUUUGGGUGAACACUGCUUCUUUUCUGAGGGGGCGAUGGCACAAGCAAGAUGAUUCCUCUCGAAUAACCUGCUUUUCUUCCGCUGCUCAUCAAUGACAUCUCUUUUAGAAGGACUCUGCGGUGGUCGAGACUCUCCGGCACUGUCCUGGAGAAGCUCCGUUUGACUCUCAAAAGGGCCUUUUUCUUUAUCCAAGCGAAAGAACUCAUGCUUCGUAGCCACUGAUCCUCCUAUAAAAGUGGACAAAACCGAGAGCAUGUCGGCCGUGAGCGUUCGCUCCUCCGAGCGGGAGAAGAUCUCGCUGUAUCUUCAGGAAAUAAGUUGAGUGCUGGUGUAAGAAAUCUUAAAUAAUAUGUAAAUCCCUUUUUCUGUGUUUCCCGAAUUUGAUUACGGUCCACUUUUUUCUUUUGGCUUUCUUUCUUCACACUUUAUACUCAUUUCUGUAUGGAAGCCCAUUUCCACCACAGAAGAAGACAAAUGCUCUUGUAAAUCAUAACUGUGAUGUUAAAAGUCAAAAUUAUGACAUACUAAGUCAUUCUGAGAUGAAAAAUCAAAAUUAUGACUUAAAAAGUGGAAAUUGUGAGUCAAAAUUUACAUACUAAGUCAAAAUUAUGACAUAAAAAGACAAAAUUAUGACUAGACGAAAAGUAAAUCAUGACAAAGAAAGUCAUAAUUUUGAAUUUGAACUUGAUUUAUCUCAUAAUUACAACUUUUUAAUCCCAUAAUUGACUUAGUAUGUCAUAAUUUUUACUUUUAUGUCAUAAUAAUGACUUUUAUGUCAUAAUCAUUACAUUUUAUAUCAUAAUUAAGAUUUACCAAAGCAGGCAGCGGAAAUGGGCUAUAUUUCUGAAGCAAAUUAUUAUUGUUGAGUUUAAAUUAUUAUUUUUGGUCAUCUGUACUCGUAAUGUUUUCUCCUCCUGUCUACUAUAGGGACAAUGUUUGCACUGCAGCAUCCACGACUUACAGAAACUUGUACCAUAUUUAUUAGAUGAGUUAUUUAGCUGUUUACAGAUGCUUAUUGGAGCUCAGUUUUUGAAUGCAAAAAUAUUAUGUUUGAAAAUGGAAAACACAGCACUGAAUCUGGACGUUCAGUGGACAUUUCAUCAAAAAUGCUCUUGGAUUGUUGUUUGUGUAAUAUAAUUUUUCCUGCACUUUGAAAGUGAGUGUGUGUGAGUGAGUGAUUGUGAGCGAUUGAGUGAAUGAUUGUGAGUGAGUGAUUGUGUGAGUUAGCGAGGGAGUGAGUGAUUCAG